Molecule: messenger RNA, 1419 nt
Organism: Knipowitschia caucasica
Lineage: Eukaryota; Metazoa; Chordata; Actinopteri; Gobiiformes; Gobiidae
Source: the annotation of a GenBank genome assembly
AUGGUGUCAUUCCUCCCAUGCCGUCAUUCCUCCCAUGGCGUCAUUCCUCCCAUGGCGUCAUUCCUCCCAUGGCGUCAUUCCUCCCAUGGCGUCAUUUCUCCCGUGCCGUCAUUCCUCCCGUGCCGUCAUUCCUCCCGUGCCGUCAUUUCUCCCGUGCCGUCAUUCCUCCCGUGCCGUCAUUCCUCCCGUGCCGUCAUUCCUCCCGUGCCGUCAUUCCUCCCGUGCCGUCAUUCCUCCCGUGCCGUCAUUCCUCCCAUGGCGUCAUUCCUCCCAUGGCGUCAUUCCUCCCAUGGUGUCAUUCCUCCCAUUUCUCCCGUGGCGUCAUUUCUCCCGUGGCGUCAUUUCUCCCCUGGCGUCAUUCCUCCCGUGCCGUCAUUUCCUCCCGUGCCGUCAUUCCUCCCGUGCCGUCAUUCCUCCCGUGCCGUCAUUCCUCCCGUGCCGUCAUUCCUCCCGUGCCGUCAUUCCUCCCGUGCCGGCGUCAUUUCUCCCGUGCCGUCAUUCCUCCCCGUGCCGUCAUUCCUCCCGUGCCGUCAUUCCUCCCGUGCCGUCAUUCCUCCCGUGCCGUCAUUCCUCCCGUGCCGUCAUUCCUCCCGUGCCGUCAUUCCUCCCGUGCCGUCAUUCCUCCCAUGCCGUCAUUUCUCCCAUGGCGUCAUUCCUCCCGUGCCGUCAUUCCUCCCGUGCCGUCAUUUCUCCCGUGCCGUCAUUCCUCCCGUGCCGUCAUUCCUCCCGUGCCGUCAUUCCUCCCGUGCCGUCAUUCCUCCCAUGCCGUCAUUUCUCCCAUGGCGUCAUUCCUCCCAUGCCGUCAUUUCUCCCAUGGCGUCAUUUCUCCCGUGCCGUCAUUCCUCCCGUGCCGUCAUUCCUCCCAUGGCGUCAUUCCUCCCAUGCCGUCAUUUCUCCCAUGGCGUCAUUCCUCCCGUGCCGUCAUUCCUCCCGUGCCGUCAUUCCUCCCGUGCCGUCAGUCCUCCCAUGCCGUCAUUUCUCCCAUGGCGUCAUUUCUCCCGUGCCGUCAUUCCUCCCGUGCCGUCAUUCCUCCCGUGCCGUCAUUCCUCCCAUGGCGUCAUUCCUCCCAUGCCGUCAUUUCUCCCAUGGCGUCAUUUCUCCCGUGCCGUCAUUCCUCCCGUGCCGUCAUUCCUCCCAUGGCGUCAUUCCUCCCAUGCCGUCAUUUCUCCCGUGCCGUCAUUCCUCCCGUGCCGUCAUUCCUCCCAUGGCGUCAUUCCUCCCAUGCCGUCAUUUCUCCCAUGGCGUCAUUUCUCCCGUGCCGUCAUUCCUCCCGUGCCGUCAUUCCUCCCGUGCCGUCAUUCCUCCCGUGCCGUCAUUCCUCCCAUGGCGUCAUUCCUCCCGUGCCGUCAUUCCUCCCGUGCCGUCAUUCCUCCCAUGCCGUCAUUCCUCCCAUGGCGUCAUUUUUCGCCGGAAGAAUAA